AUGUCGCGACUGUCCCGGUUAUUCGACAAGUCUAAACAGACUCAACCUGUUUCCUCGGGGAACCCAGGCGAUCCUGCCUGGACUGACGUCGGAAAUGCCGCCGAUCACCUUCUAGCAGAGCUUGAAUCUCUCUAUUGGACUGGUGUCAAUCAAGAGCUGAACUGCAUUGUUUCCACUCUACGACAAUGGCAGCAAUCCGAGUUCCAGCAUAUCCGCCCUGACGCAGACAAUGCACUAGUCAACGGCUUCGACACGUUUAUCGCGAAUGUCGUCCCACCGUCCACGCUUACACCCCCCACGCUACCAUCCCAAGUAUCCACUAGCCUCAACCUAAAGGUAUGCGUGGUGAGGAGCGCACAAGUCCGUGCGAUGGAGCUGGCAGCAGCGAAGACGAGGACGGAGGUGAAUGCCGAUGUACAUGAACGCCUUUUACAACGUCCUGUUGAGACGGAUGCUGCCAAACGACGAGCACGUCUGCUUCUCCAAGCAGCUGGGUUCUUGGACAUCGAAAAAGCCAUUGAGCACUCACCGGCAGGAAAUACGCCCAGCCCUCUCACUCCGCAGUUACGAAUGAUCAAGAAAGGGUUCAAGGGGUGUCCAGUCGUCUCAACCCUCCUUUGCAGUAAAUGCAAACGUGUCAUCCGGGGGAGUAUGUAUCAAGCCACUGGCAAGUCGACACAGACAAUCUGCGAGGAUUGCUACUGGGAGCACCAUUACGGAGACCCGGCCUACAUCAAGCAAUACAAGCAUUCCAUUGCUUCUCAGGUAGACGACUACAUCAGUAAGCAUACUCGCUGCAGUUCCUGUCGAAAACAUGCGAAUGAAAUUUGGCGACCAUCUGGGCUACAGGGCAAACCAGGGGUGCAUAUGUUGGCCGACGCAAAGUACUUGAGCGUCAAGGAAGCACAGAAGAAAUCAGGUCUUUCAAGUCGUCCUACUCCCUUGGCGAAGGUAAUUCAGAGUGAUUACAAUAGUCGGUCUGGCAUCUACUCUGCCGCUUCAAGGUCUGGCAACAUGCGCCUGGUCGGGGACGAGUGGCUGUACAAGGAUUUCGUGCAGGAGAACCCAUGGAAGAACAUUCGCGUGGCCGUUCGGGUUGGGCCACUGGUGUUUGAAAACGGUAGUGAAGAGAGUAGAAAUGGGGUCGGAAUAUCCCUUCGCGAUCCAAUUUUCGGACAAGAGCAACAAACGGCAGACCUCACUUUCCUUGCCGUCUGUGGGGAAACAGAAAGACAGCUAUGGCGCCAUGCCAGUGGUGGACCACAAAAAAGGAAACGCUUCCAAGCGGUUCUGAAACAAGUCGUCGGGACUCCUUUCACAGGCUGGCCGUUAUCGGAAGCAGAGGACCAGAUCAUUACACUACUGGUGAAAGCAAGCAGUGACAGUGCGGAGGGUACACGCCAGGAACUGCACGACAAAAUCAAAGCGUUUCUUAGUCCAUGGCUGUCAGUUUACUUCAAAAGUAUUGCGGGAAGGUUGCUGGACAGCAAGACCAGACUCACAUGGGACGGAUUGACCAAUAACUGCCAGCAAUUCUGUAACUCGCUGAUCGACUGGGAAGCCUUUGGACCACUUGUCGCUCCGGCUUUAGUCACUCUCUCGGACAACGACCCCCCGCAACCGCUCUACCGCAUGAGCUUCGUCUGUCGCCCUCGCGCGGCACAAAAUCCGUUCGAACACCCAAACACCAUCACCAACGUCCCGUACGGGCUGACAGAGGAGUAUAUCCGCCGCUUUCACUUUGGCUGCUAUACCGGCCCCGACCUGAUUGAUUCCCUGCACGAAUACUGGUACGACUGGGCCGGAUUCAACAAACACCUCUAUCCUCAUCAAACCCUCUUCCCGUGGGACUGCACCGAAGCACUCCACCGCUACCCAGCCAAGUGCGGCACCUGCACCCUCUCCAAACACCUCUGGGCCUUCCCAUUCGACUCCUGGUCAAUUAUCGCCCUGCACCUAUCCAGAGACAAAUUCGCGUAUCCGCCCUCCAAACUGAGUCCAAAUCCUACCUUGGAAGCAUCAUGGAUGCAAAACCGCCUCACCGUCCUCACAGCACUGGAUUGCCUCUCCGCCGGCGCAACAGCCAUGUCCCAGAGCCUGCACUUCCGGUCCGCAACGCAAUGGCUGCACCUCCAAUCCGACCCAUCAACCGAUCGAAUUAAGCUCGGCGGUAUCAACCGCGCACAGCCAUACAGCCACGUGCUGGAACACCGCACCCACGACGACUUUUUCGUCGCAAGGUGGCUUUCUGGUUAUAAUCAUCCCAUUCAAACCUACGAAACCAUGCGGGAGAAGCGGCAUUUGCCGCGGACGAUCCAGGAACGGGAACUGGUGUUCUGGGGUGCAGAGGGGGGCGAUCCGCCGGGGGAGUAUCCGACUUACGCGGUGGAGUACACCCGUAUUCCGAAUGCGAACUUUUCGCUGUCCGUCAGUUUCAAUACCGGGUGUGGAGCUUGUGGGACGCAGGCUACUGCGGCUGCUUGUGGUGCGAACUGUG
Aspergillus lentulus is the source of this 2497-nucleotide messenger RNA. The record is from RefSeq and is a predicted model, not a curated record. Lineage: Eukaryota; Fungi; Ascomycota; Eurotiomycetes; Eurotiales; Aspergillaceae.